Ostrea edulis (European flat oyster) is the source of this 1832-nucleotide messenger RNA. Its product is annotated as multiple epidermal growth factor-like domains protein 10. The transcript is spliced from 10 exons. Gene Ontology annotation, molecular function: scavenger receptor activity. NCBI's taxonomy places the organism in Eukaryota, Metazoa, Mollusca, Bivalvia, Ostreida, Ostreidae. The coding region runs from base 1 to 1608 and encodes 535 amino acids. The record is from RefSeq and is a predicted model, not a curated record.
AUGGUCAUUCAGUGCAACGCCUCCAAUGUUCACGGUUAUGUGUUCGCCGAUGUCUAUCUGUACAUCACAGAAAACAUAGCCUUACACAAACCAGCAUGGCAGAGUAGUCAAUAUAAACCAGGUAACGACCUAUUCAAUGCAAGUAAUGCUGUAGAUGGACUCAAAUCCAACCUCCAUGGCUGGGGAGGACAGUGUGUCGCAUCGCGUGGCAAAACAAAAGCCACAUGGAGAGUGGACCUAGAGGACAUCCGCAGUAUACAUCAUGUUACCAUUUAUUACAGGACGGAGAAUAAGGCAUGGGGUUCGACAAAUAAAUAUUCUGCAAGAUUUUUGGGGUUUUCGUUAUACGUAUCGAACACAACCGACAGAACACAGGGAGAAUUGUGUUUCCAUGACACAAACUACACAAGGGCCACCAUACCCGCCGUCCUUAACGUCACGUGUCCAGUUCACGGACAAUAUGUCAUCUACUACAACGAAAGACUACAAGGGAAGACCUACCCUGAUGGUUAUAGUACCAGCGCCUAUAAUGAUGUCUGUGAAGUUGAGGUUUAUGGAUGUCCCAGGCCUGGAUUUUACGGAGAAAACUGUUCCCUCCAGUGUCCAGUCAACUGUAGAACUGUGUAUUGUCACAUAGAGACAGGGGCGUGUCAAGAGUGUAAACCUGGAUACAAAGGUCAUCAGUGUGAACAAGCCCAAACCUUUGAAAUUAAGAAAGAGUUUAUUGACGGCAAUCUGACUUUUACUUGGACGAAUGUUUCCACUCGUCGUAAUGAUAUAGUGAUCACAAAGGAUGGAAGUGAGAGUGGCUGGAUACUAAUCACUGAUGACAAGUACACAGUGGAGGAUGUAUGGAAGUACAAAUCUGUAACGAUCAAUGUACGGGAAUACACAUCAGCAGACCACCGAUCAUUUAAAGAUUACUAUUCAACAUACACUGACUGUGAGAAAGGAUCAUACGGACCUAUCUGUAGGCAUGUCUGUGGACAUUGUAAAGGAGGGGUUACAUGUGAUCACGUGAACGGUUCUUGUCCUUCACAAGCGUGUGAACCAGGAUGGAAGCAGACAGCAGAUAGGAAAUGUGACCGGGCCUGCGAGAAAGGAUUGUAUGGCACCAAUUGUCUUUAUGUCUGCGGACAUUGUGCAGGGAAUGUAACAUGUGAUCACGUGGAUGGAUCUUGUCCUUCUGGGUAUUGUGCACCAGGAUGGAAGCACACAUCUGAUCGGAAAUGCGACCAAGAGUGCGAUGACGGAACUUUUGGACACAAUUGUAUGCUGACUUGCAGUGGUCACUGUGCUGAUGGAUUACCGUGUAGUAAAACAGACGGUCUGUGUCCUGGAGGCUGUAUGAAUGGAUGGACAAAUCCGUAUUGCAACGAAAAAUGCAGUCAUGGAUCUUACGGGAAAGCUUGCAUGGGAAGGUGUGGUUUUUGUGCAGACAACGAACCGUGUAAUCACAUAAACGGAACCUGUCCUGCCUCGUGUGAACCCGGUUAUCAAGGGGAGAAGUGUGACACAGAGGGGGCCCCCAGGACCUCUGGAUUCAUGUGUAAAUCGCUCUGUGCUAAUGUGUGUAACGCGGUGUGCAAGAAGCAAAUCGUGAACUAAGAGAAGAUACAUCGAUACAUCUAUAGUAUAUGUCGUUUUGUAACUAUAUUUCUAGUAUAUUGAUAUAUUUAGAUUAUUACAUUGCAUGGAAUAUGUGGAUACUUUUAUAUUAUGUUAUAUACGUGUUUAUAUUCGUUAUAUCAGUGUUAUUCAAAGUUUCGCUAUCAAAUGUAUAUCCUAUUGGAAUUAUUUCAUACACAUAAAAUAAAUAUUGAUGAGAUUUA